AUGGCUCGUGGCGCCCCUCUUCUUGCAGCAGCAGUGAUAGCUCUGGUGGCCCUUGGGUCUGUAGGGGCGUAUGCAGCGACAGAGCAGGAGGCCGCCGCCGGCGGAGGGGUGGACUACUUGAGGCAGCCUCCGGUGGCGCAGGGCCUGUCGUUCGACUUCUACCGCCACAGCUGCCUCCGGGCAGAGUCCAUCGUGCGUGACUUCGUCCGGGACGCCGUCAGGAAAGACAUCGGCCUGGCCGCCGGCCUGCUUCGCCUCCACUUCCACGAUUGCUUCGUGCAGGGCUGCGACGCGUCGGUGCUUCUGGACGGGUCGGCGACGGGGCCGGGGGAGCAGCAGGCGCCGCCCAACCUCACGCUGCGCCCGUCCGCCUUCAAGGCCAUCAACGACAUCCGCGACCGGCUGGAGCGCGAGUGCCGCGGCGCCGUCGUCUCCUGCUCCGACAUCCUCGCUCUCGCCGCCCGCGACUCCGUGGUCGCCUCGGGUGGGCCGGAGUACCGCGUGCCACUCGGCCGCCGCGACAGCCCCCGCUUUGCCACGGCGCAGGACGUGCUCUCCGGCCUUCCCCCGCCGUCAUCGAACGUGCCGUCCCUCCUCGACGUGCUCGGCAAGAUUGGGCUCGACGCCACCGACCUCGUCGCGCUGUCCGGCGGGCACACCGUGGGGCUCGGGCACUGCACCUCCUUCGACGACCGCCUCUUCCCGCGCCCUGACCCCACCAUGAGCCCGGACUUCCUUGGCAGGCUGAAACGAACGUGCCCGGCCAAGGGCACCGACGCGCGCACCGUGCUGGACGUGCGCACCCCCAACGUGUUCGACAACAAGUACUACGUGAACCUGGUGAACCGGGAGGGGCUCUUCGUGUCCGACCAGGACCUAUUCAUCAACGCCACCACCCGGCCCAUCGUGGAGCGUUUCGCGCGCAGCCAGAACGACUUCUUCGACCAGUUUGGCGUGUCCAUGGUCAAGAUGGGCCAGAUCAAGGUGCUCACCGGCGACCAGGGCCAGGUCCGCCGCAACUGCUCCGCCCGCAACCCCGGCACUGCCGACGGCCUCCCGUGGUCGUCCCUGGUGCAGACCGUCGUCGACGCCACCGUGGAGAGCCUCGGUUUCUAA
This is a messenger RNA of Triticum dicoccoides, 1116 nucleotides long. RefSeq names its product cationic peroxidase SPC4-like. Lineage: Eukaryota; Viridiplantae; Streptophyta; Magnoliopsida; Poales; Poaceae. The transcript has 2 exons. Gene Ontology annotation, biological process: hydrogen peroxide catabolic process; response to oxidative stress. Gene Ontology annotation, molecular function: heme binding; peroxidase activity. The record is from RefSeq and is a predicted model, not a curated record. The coding region runs from base 1 to 1116 and encodes 371 amino acids.